Molecule: messenger RNA, 1389 nt
Organism: Sipha flava (yellow sugarcane aphid)
Lineage: Eukaryota; Metazoa; Arthropoda; Insecta; Hemiptera; Aphididae
Product: nuclear receptor subfamily 2 group E member 1-like
Exons: 7
Coding region: 1-1182 (393 amino acids)
Biological process (GO): anatomical structure development; positive regulation of transcription by RNA polymerase II; cell differentiation
Molecular function (GO): nuclear receptor activity; zinc ion binding; RNA polymerase II cis-regulatory region sequence-specific DNA binding
Source: RefSeq, a predicted model, not a curated record
AUGCAAAACUUUACAGAACACAUGUCCGAUACCACAACCAAGCCAACGAAUAGCAGAAUCCUGUACGAUAUACCGUGUAAAGUAUGUAAAGACUUUUCGUCCGGCAAACAUUACGGUAUAUACGCGUGCGACGGGUGUGCGGGUUUUUUCAAAAGAUCUAUUCGACGCAACAGACAAUACAUUUGCAAAUCAAAAUCAGAAGGUGCGUGCCCGGUGGACAAAACCCACCGGAAUCAAUGUCGAGCUUGUAGACUUCGUAAAUGUAUGCUCUCGGGCAUGAACAAAGAUGCUGUUCAACACGAACGUGGCCCUAGAACAUCGACGGUACGCCGACAACUCCAGGGUUUGUGCUAUUCCAAAGAUAGAUCGGCUAGUAAUUCUCCACCGUUGGACCUGACGCCUAAAAGAUCUCCAGAAUGUUCAACUACUUGUUCGACCCCGCCCAGUAGAUAUAUCCCCGAGUCACAUUUAUAUCUGUCAGCUUUUAGACCGCAGAUGUCAAUAAUGCCAAGAUUUUUAAACACCAUGAGGCUCACCCAAGCUGUUUACGAAACCGCCGCAUCAAUUUUGGUGACAGUUUCGACGGUCAAAAGUUUUCCGGCCUUAAUGACUUUACCUUUUGUUGACCAGUUUGAACUGCUCCGAGAGAGCUGGCAUGAACUGUUCAUUUUAACAGCAGCCCAAUAUUUUUCGGACACUGACAUCUUUUUACUGCUCGAAGAACAUAGAUCCAACUUUGGAUCUUUAGAUAUUGAGGAACAAACCACAUUGUUCAAGAACACGCUAACCACCGUUAAACAUCGGCAAGUCGAUCCGAUUGAACAGUAUUUGCUGAACGAAAUCAUAUUGCUCAAAGCAGAAUCGGUCAAAGACCGAGGUUGUUCAGAAAACACGGAGACUAUUUUGGACGGGUUAUCCGUGAAAAGUAAAGAAGCCCUUAGACGACACGUGCAUCAUGUUCACUUGGCUAGACCAGAUGCCCGUUAUGAAGAGUUGAUCGAAAUAUUGCCUUGCAUUCGAGCUGUACCAAAAAACACCGUGAUCGAGUUGUUCUUUCGUCGGACCAUCGGCCAAACUCCUAUCGAACCAUUCGUGUGUGGCACGUACACCAAUUACCUCCAAACUGCCCCGCACUUGCAGACAAUCAUUAGCAAGGCAAAAAUAUGCCAUUGCUUACAGUGAACGUAUGUAAAUUAUACUAUAUAUUAUACAUCCAUACAAAAGUGAUAUUGUACAUAUGAAUAUUGAAAAUAAAAUUAUUGUUUAGUUCAUACACAUAAUGCAGGGUUUGAAAAAAAUUAUUAUGUUUAUAUAAAACUAUAUUGUAUCGGUUUAAGCACACAUUACACGAAUAAUUAUUAAUAUAGUACCUAUCAAUUAUUAUUAUAC